AUGUCGGGCCACAUAGUUUUUUACAUUUGACAUGCUAACUUCAUAUAUUUGACGUGUAUAAGUGAUUUUUCGUGCAGAAUUUCAACAACACAAUAGUUUUUCAACAUUUCCUGAUAGUUUCGUGCUCCGAAAAAUUUUUUUUAGUCAUUAUGCCGCGGUACUAUCCCAAACAAGAGAAAAUUGUUGAUUUCGACAACAUUUUGGAGGCGAUCAAGUCGGUGAAAAUACAUCACAACAGCGUUCGACAAUCUGCGACGGCACACAAAAUUCCGAGGACCAACCUGAUGCGUUAUAUUGCAGCAUUUGAUGGUGCGAGCAUCGACGUUACUACUGCCAAUGCCGAUGUAAUGAAGAAUUUGCUGGCUGAAAGCACGACGAUGGGCACAAAAACAAUCUUCAACAUCGAACAAGAGAAGGCGCUGAUAAGCUACAUUCUCAAGACCAGCGACAUCAACUAUGGAAUUAGUUUGAUGGAGCUUCGUUAG
Messenger RNA from Bactrocera neohumeralis, 485 nucleotides. RefSeq lists its product as uncharacterized. The transcript has 2 exons. Lineage: Eukaryota; Metazoa; Arthropoda; Insecta; Diptera; Tephritidae. The record is from RefSeq and is a predicted model, not a curated record. The coding region runs from base 150 to 485 and encodes 111 amino acids.